This is a messenger RNA of Emiliania huxleyi CCMP1516, 6297 nucleotides long. RefSeq lists its product as hypothetical. The transcript is spliced from 21 exons. The coding region runs from base 1 to 6204 and encodes 2067 amino acids. NCBI's taxonomy places the organism in Eukaryota, Haptophyta, Isochrysidales, Noelaerhabdaceae. Gene Ontology annotation, molecular function: protein binding; helicase activity; DNA-binding transcription factor activity. Gene Ontology annotation, cellular component: nuclear RNA-directed RNA polymerase complex. Gene Ontology annotation, biological process: regulation of DNA-templated transcription; regulatory ncRNA-mediated heterochromatin formation. The record is from RefSeq and is a predicted model, not a curated record.
AUGCCGUGGUCCCACGACGGCCUCUGUCCGACGUUGCGCGCCUCGCUCGACCGCGCCUACUUGGCUCACGUCAAGAGAGGUGCAGCGGCAGCCUCCGCCGCGCCUCCGAUCGCUCAGCUUCUACUUGGCACCGGCAAUGGGCUCCGUGCGUCUGCCCGCGACUCGUGUUGGAAUGAGUCCGACGUGCACCGCAGCGUGGUGCUGCUGAGCCGGAUGGAGAAAGGGGAGCCGCUGGCCCACCUCACCCUCGUCUGCUUCCUCGAGUCGCCGCAGUGGGCGGUGCGUCGCUCCGCCUGCCGGCUGUACGAGAGGCUCGCGCCUCUCGAGGACCGGCUCGCGUGCGCCUGGCUCGAGGUGUCGCUCGAGCUGCUGAGCGAGCCGCUGCUCGCCGCCGCCGCGAGGCGCCUCCCCUUCAAGCGGCUCCUCGCCGAGGUCGAGCUCGUGCGAGGCUCGGUCGGGCCCUCGGCCAGCCUCUCUGCCGAGAUGAGCACGCGGCUCGCCGAGGCGGUCCCACUCGCGCAGCGGCAGUUUGGACCGACGAGCCGACUAGGCGCACGCGAGGGUUGCGCUGGCGGCGGUGGAGGCGGCGGAGGAGGGGGAGGAGGAGUGGAUUGGGGAGGGUGGGGAGGGGGAGGAGGAGGAGCGAUGUGGUGCACUGACGGCGCAUGGGAUCAAGGCGCCAUCCUGCCCCGCUCCGCAGAGCUGACGGGGAGUGGCGUCGACCCUGCGCCCAACCAGACCGCCGGCUUCCUCACGAGCGAGGAGUGCCUGCGCACGCACUACAACCUGUUGCGCGAGGAUUUUGUGCGGCCGCUUCGCACCACCCUCGCGGCGCUGCAGCGGGGCGAGACGCCGCCGCGCGAGGUCAGGCUGCACGAGGGGGUUCGGAUCCGAGGCGCGAGGGCGAGCCCUCCGGCCCUCAGCGCCCAAGCGGGCGAGCCCUUCGGCCUGCUGCACGAGCUCGCGCUCGGCGGCGAGGGGGCGGAGACAGCUGGGGCGGAGAUCUCGAGCCUCGUCAACGGCUCGAUGGUCCUCCUCUCGCCGGACGGAUGGCGGAGCUGCCGCUGCGCCAUCGUCGCCAAGCGAGAAAUCGCGCUCGAGCGCGGCGACGGCGCCCUCUUCGUCGCCUUUCAGCGCGACGGCGCCGGGCUCGAGGCCUUCUCCGCGGGCGCGGUGCCGCAGGACACGCGGCUCGCCGUCGAGAUAGCCGAGCGGUCCGGCGAGCGCUACUCGAUGGUGGAGGCGGGGGCGUACUGGGGCGCGUACCGGCCGGAGGCGCUGCUGCGGUAUGAGGCGUGCGACGCGCCGCCCUCGUACCUCUCUCCGGCUGGCCGCCAGUACGACGUGCGCCCGAUCUUCAACGAGUUGCCGCAGGGCCGCCGGCUGGCGCGAGGGUCGGCAUGCGCGGGGUGGAUCUCGGCUAGAUCUCGGGUCUCGGCUAUAGGACGCCGGCAGCUGGUCGACGUGUGCGGAGGGUGGGAGGCGGCCGACGGCGGGGGCGUGCCGCAGGGGACGUCGCUCGAUGAGCGGCAGAUCGCCGCCGCCAAGGCGCUGCUCUCGCGCCGGCUCGGGCUCGUGCAGGGCCCACCCGGCACAGGCAAGACCUUUAUCGGGCUGAUCGUUGUGCGCACGCUGCUCCGCAACGCGCGCCUCUGGGCCUCCUCGCCGGCGCGGGCUCGGGCGGCCGACAGGCACGCUCUGACGGCCGCACGGGCGGCGGAGGACGAGGGCGGCGGCACGGCCGCGGCGGGCUUGGUGGAGGGCGGCGGCAGUUCGGGCGGCAGUUCAAGCCGCACCGAGUCCGAGCACGGCAGCAGCUCCGACGAGAGGGAGCUCGCUGCAGCGGAGGGGACGGAGAGGGUGGAGGUCGAGGGGUUGCGGUUGCACUUGUCCAGCAGCAACCGGACGGGCUACACGGGCGUGUCCAAGGUGGCCUCUGGCCGUUUCAAGGCGACGCAAGAGGUGGACGGGAGGAACGUGUACCUCGGCACGUACGACACGGCGGUGCAGGCGGCGGUGGCGUACGCGCGGGCAAUCGGGACAGCGCCGGCGGUGGCGGAGGCGGCGGAGGGCGUGCGGCUGCACCUGUCGAGCAGCAACGCCACCGGCUACCGAGGCGUGCACAAGGCGCGCAACGGCCGGUACGAGGCGAAGCGCAAGAAGGAAGGAAGGUUCGUCUAUCUCGGCCUCUUCGACACGGCGGUGGAGGCGGCGGUGGCGCACGCGCGGGCGGUGGCCGAGACGGACGCCGACGAGGCUGCGGAGGCGAGCCCGGCCGACGGCGCGAUUCCCUCGGCGAGCGGCGGCGACGGCGAGCCCUACCGGACCAUCGAUGGCGUCGCGUACGUGGACGCCGCACAGGACGGCGGCGAGGUCGAGGCUCGCACGCUCGCGCUGAUCGCCCAGACGUACAAGACGACCUCCUCGGCCGAGCGAGCGCUCGAGGCCGCGGUGGGGAGUGCCGAGUCGGCAGCGGCGACGCCAGAGGCCGCCUCCGGCGCAGCCGACGCGCCGGGCUCGGAGGCGGGCUCAGAGGUGGCCGAGCUCGCCCCGGAGGUGGAGGAGGCAGCCUCCGAGGAGGGUGUGGCGGAGGCAGCGCCGGAGGCAGCGCCGGAGGCAGCGCCGGAGGCAGCGCCGGAGGCAGCGCCGGAGGCAGCGCCGGAGGCAGCGCCGGAGGCCACCGGCGCGGAGGGCGCGUCGCUGCCGCAGUCCGUCCCCCUCGCCUCCUUUCGCCUCGUCUCGCGCCGAGCCGCCGACUCGCCGCUGAGCUUACACGGCGGCCAGGAGGAGACGCUCGCAGAGUCGGCCCUCGAGCAGCGCCACCAGCGGCUGACGAGGAUCGAGCGGCGUGGCUUCUCGGUGCUGCCGCCGCCCCUCUUCCAGCGCCUCUGCGACGAGAGGCGCGCGCUGGAGGAGUCGGGCGCCGCCUGCUACCCGACCGGACACGCCUGCUUCCUCGGCAGCGGCGAGCCGGAGGAGCCGUCUGCGGACCCGCCCGCUUCGCCCGCGCCCGCGCCCGCGGAGGCGGCGGCGUCGCUCGCGGCGGCGGAAGAGUGCAUCCUCCGCAUCGAUGACAGCGAGGAGGCUGUGGGCGGGGAGGCGGCUUGCGGAGAGACGGAUGGCGAAGAGGCAGCCGGGAGCGCCCCCGCCGCCGCCCCAACCGCCGACGCCGCCGACGCCGCCACUGGCAGCGGCGGCAUCCUCGCCUUCGAGCCGCGCGUCGUCCGCGUGGGCGGCCGGUCGCAGUCGGAGGCGCUGCGCGCGUACAACUUGGCCGAGCUCCGGCGGACGAGGGAGGCCCACCGCUCGAGAGACGAGCAGCGGCUCAGCGACAACCUGACGGAGGACUUGCGACGGGCGCGGGAGCGCCUCGCCUCUGUCGCCGGCCGCUGCCACGCGGCGUGGGGCCCGAGGCUGCUGUCGGGCAGCUUGCUCUGCCGCGGCUCCUCCCUGCCGCACGCGCCGCCGCGCGAGGUGCAGCCGCUGUGGGGAGCGCUCAACACGGCGUUGGGUCGGCUCUCGGCGGGCGGCGUUGCUGAAUGGCUUGGCGCCGGCGGCGCGGCGCACGGCGAGGCGACGCACGCCGACCUCCGCCUCGCGUCGCCGAUGUCGCCGGCCGAGCUGGACCACGCUUGCGAGGCGGCCGAGGUGGCGGCGACGGAGGGCGGGCGCAGCGUCGCCCUCGACGUAUUGUCGCCGACGGAGCGGCGGGCGCUGUACGCCGCCCUCCGAUUGGGCGCACAGACGCGCGCGCAACGCGAGCUCGAGGCGGCGCUCGGUGCCUACCGGCUCGCGCGCGCCGCGAAGCGCGCUGUCGACGACGCUGAGGCGCUCGCAGUGCUGCGUGGCGCGGCGGUUGUCGGCAUGACCACCACGGGCGCGGCAAAGUACCACGAGCUCGUUCGCCAGCUCGAUUGCCGCGUCACCGUCUUCGAGGAGGCGGCGGAGGUGCUCGAGGCGCACGUGCUCGCCUCGCUCGGGAAGUCGACCGCGCAGCUGCUCCUCAUCGGCGACCACCAGCAGCUGCGCCCCUCCGCCGCCUGCCACGAGCUCGCGCUCCACUACGGCCUCACCGUCUCCCUCUUUGAGCGCGCGCUCAACAACAACGUGCCGUACGUGCGGCUGCGCACGCAGCGGCGGAUGCGGCCGCAGAUCUCGCGGCUGCUCUCGCCCAUCUACCCGGAGCUGCGCGACCACGCGGUGACGCUCACGCGCCCGCCGGUGCUCGGGAUGGCCAAGCCGGCGUACUUCAUCACGCACGCGGCGGCGGAGCGGGUGAGGCGAGACCUGCUCUCGCCCGAGAACAGCCACGAGGCCGAGGUUUUGCUCUGCCUCUCCGCGCUGCUCGUCGGGCUGGGGUACGCGCAGGGCCGCAUCACCAUCCUCGCGGCCUACGUCUUGCGGCUGCGCGCCGGCUUGGCGGCGUGUGGCCUCGACGGGCUCGUCCUCUCGACCGUCGACGCGUACCAGGGCGAGGAGAACGACCUCGUCCUCGUCUCGCUCGUCCGCUCAAAUUCGGGCGGACGGCUCGGCUUCACGGCCAUCGACAACCGCAUCUGCGUCGCCCUCUCGCGCGCGUGCGACCUCGACAUGCUGUCGGCGGGGUCGGAGCUCUGGCGCAAGGCUGCGCUCCCUCUCGGCCUCGAGGCGACCGGCGGCGGCAGGAGCGGCGGCGAGGCGCCGUCGACGCAGAAGGCGACCAGCCCCGCUUCGCCGCGCGCCUCCGAUGCCGGCGCCGCUGCCCCGUCGGACGAGGCGCAAUGUCGUGCGGUUCGUCCCGAGGACCCGUUUGGGCUCGAGGAGCUCCUCAACGAGGCGAGGCGGGGCCGCGCCGACCGAGCAGAGGAUGGAGACGGCGGCGGGGGCCGGCUUGGAGACGGAGGUGAGGGCGACGGCGGAGCCGGCAGUGGAGGCGGCGGCGGGGGCGGCGGGAGCGGGAGCGAGGGCGGCGGCGGGGGCGACUCGGACGACGGCGAGGUGCUGACUUGGAGGGAGCGGCAGCAACGAGCCAGCGCCGCCGGCGGCGGCAGGGGCGGCGGCAGGGGUGUUGGCAGGGGAGGCGGUCGUGCGCGGGCGGGCUGGCGGGCAGAAUGGCAUGCGACUGUGCGGCAGCUCUGUGCUGUGGCGGGCGGCGACACUUGGCAGUGGCACCUCGGCGGCUCCAACAGCGCUCUACGCCCGUGCGGCUGCGCGCUGCCGUGCGGACACACUUGCGGCCGGGCGGCGCACGUGCUGCCCUCCGCCGGCGGUGCGAUCGGCUGCUUGUGCGCCGUCUGCUCGGACCCGCACGUCCUCGCGCAAGCCGAGCACGGCCGGUGGCUGCCCUUGCGGGAGGCGCUCAACCGGCGCGACCGCGCCGCCGCCACUGCGGCUGCGGGUGACGAGGCGCGCGGCGGCGAGGAGCCCGCAAGCUUGCCAGACGCCCCUGCGGGCAGGCCGGCCGGCGGGGAGGGAGACAUGGACGGCCCCGAGCCGCCGCCGCCUCGGCGCGCCUCCUCUGGCUUUGCGGCGGCCACGGCCGCGCCGAGCGUGCCUGCGAGCUACUGGGGGGCCGCGGGGGUGUCUGGCGCCGGCUCAGAGCAGACGGCCUCGACGUGCGCGCUGUCGCCGUGGUCGAGCUCGGAGGACGACAGCUCAAGCGCAGAGUGGGGGGGCGAGGGCGACGCCGUCGGUCGCGGCGCAGAGGCGGCGGCGCCUGGCGCCCUCGGCGAGGCGAGCCACGAGCCGGAGGGCGGUGACGGAGAGCUGCCUGCGGGGUGGCGGCGUGGCUACUCGAGGCGGCGGCAGCGUGCUUUCCUGUACAACCGCGAGGAGCGGCGGCGCGUGUGGCGGGAGGAGUACAUCGACCCCGCCGCGGAGGCGGCGCGUCGUGAGCGCGGGGCGGAGCGUUCGGCGAGGAGGGGCGGCGAGGGCGAGGAGGAGGGCAGGGAGCGCAAGAGGCGGCGGAAGGGCGCGGCGAGGGGAGGCCGCUCGUCACGCCGGGAGGGGGGGUCGGAGGCCGCGGGCGAGGCGGCAUCGCUGUGGAAGGAGUGCUGGUCCGCACGACUCGACCGGCCGUACUGGCGCCAGAGGGUGACCAAGGAGUACUCGUGGACAAUGCCGCCCGAGCUGCUCCUGACCAGGCCGGAUGAGUCGCGGCGCGCGAGAGCGAGUGCACGGGGUCGCUCGAAGCGAGCGCGGUCUCGAGAUGCAAUGGCGACAUGAGGCUUGAAGGCUUGAAUUGAGCGUGAGAUGUGUGCUGUGUAGCUUGUAUUACGUUCAGCGUUUGGGCGCAGUCUGUCAGCAACCCGAGUGUUA